Messenger RNA from Sphenostylis stenocarpa, 1593 nucleotides. Lineage: Eukaryota; Viridiplantae; Streptophyta; Magnoliopsida; Fabales; Fabaceae. The record is from the annotation of a GenBank genome assembly.
AUGUCCAAUGCCUCUGCUCUGGCUCUUAUUCUGCAACCAACACAAUACGACACUCAACUCAAUUCUUAUUUUUCAUUUCUUCAGUUACUUCUGCCAUGGGAGCAGAGCACAUCAACUGACAAUGACAAGUCCGAUGUGACAAGCCUUCGGCCCAUGCAAUCAGUUAUUGGGCCUAGUGACAUUCCAGCAGGCCCAUAUAACAGCACCAUUCUUCACUUGUCAGACAUGUCUUCCGUUGGCAGUAGAAAGAAAUCAGUGGUUUUGGCUCUCUGCAAGUACCUUUCAUUGGAUCCUAGUGUUGUUCCAGCUCAUAGUUUAGGCAGUGAUAUUAAGAGUCUUUACUUGAACAUCACAGCGGCAUCUGGACAUGGGGUUAAUCAGUCCGAUGAGGUGUUGGAGUGGGUAGCAUUUGCAGAAUCCUUCCCUGUGGCCCAUGAUGUAUGCUUUGAGAAUCUCAAGAGAUUAAAUGAUGAACUGUCUGGAAAGUCUGUGCUUCUGGGCAAUGGAUUGAAACCCUCUGAAGCCGAUGUUAUAGUCUAUUCCGUGAUUCAUUCUUCCCUGAUCAACUUUCCAGAUACAAACAAAGAAAAACUGUCACAUGUGUUGAGAUGGAUGGAUUACAUCCAGCAUAAGCAAGAAUUUGUAGGUUUGUUUGAGAAGAUAUUGUUGCAGAAGCCUGGAUUUGAGCCUCCGGUGACGAAACCUGUUGGAUCUGCGGAAGCUGAUUUAAAAUCAAACAAGACGGAACAAAGCAUGAAGAAUGUUAACAAGUCAGAAACAGACUUAAGCAAGGACAAAAACAAAGCUGAGGGAAAGGCAAGUGGAGGAAAGUCAACAGGAGACAAAGAACCUACCAAAUCAAAAGCAAAACCUGCUGAAAAAGAGGUGGCUGAGAAAGAGAAUGAAGUUAGCGUCAGUUUGCUUAAUAUUCAAGUAGGAUUAAUUCGCAAAGCGUGGAAGCAUCCUUCUGCAGAUAGUUUGCUAGUUGAGGAGAUAGAUGUUGGGGAGGCCAAAUUGAGGCAAGUUGUCAGUGGUUUGGCAAAGUACUGCAGUCCUGAUGAGUUGACGAAUCGUCGUGUUGCACUUAUAACAAAUGUUAAACCUGGAAAACUACGGGAUGUGGUGUCCGAAGGACUGGUCUUAUGUGCAUCUAAUGAAGGUCCUACUGUUGUGGAGCCCUUGCUCCCUCCAGAAGGAGCGAAAAUUGGGGAGCGUAUUUCUUUUUCUGGGCUCGAGGCUGACUUACUUUCUAAAUCAAAGGUCCGAGACUUACCUGUAUACUUGAUAUGGGGUUUUUUACGGAAGAAAGCAUGGUGCCUGGAGCAGGCUUACUCGCUAUGGAACAUCCCUAUCCGACACAGGUUGGUGAUGAACGGGUCAAAUUGGGUUUGCCUUGCUUUUGAGUUUAGCCUCCAGGUUGACAUGAUUGAAGGAAAGCCAGAGGAUGUGCUAAACCCAAAAAAGAAACAGCUGGAGAAGAUUACACCGCAUCUUUUCACUGAUGACAAGGGGGUGGCCACAUUCAAGGGAAUACCAUUUUUGACGUCUGGUGGACCAUGCACAUCAUCCAUUCCCAGAGCAACUAUUAAAUAG